Seminavis robusta is the source of this 552-nucleotide messenger RNA. The record is from the annotation of a GenBank genome assembly. NCBI's taxonomy places the organism in Eukaryota, Bacillariophyta, Bacillariophyceae, Naviculales, Naviculaceae.
AUGGCCUCCACGGAAGAACUGGACGAGCAAAUAGAGGCUGCAGAAGAAGCCGGUGACACCGCCAAGCUAUUGGAAAUUGUCACCCAAUGCACCCCAUAUGGCACUCGCGAGGACGACGAUUGGGCGGAUACUACCGAAGCCAGCCUGGAUGCUGUAUACCGAUUGGCCAAGAGUGGCAAAGCUACAAGUGGAAUGAGCGUCAUUUUUGCGGCUCUGGAUGCGUGGAAGGGAAACGAAGCCAUUGUGGAAGUCGCCUUGGGAUGCAUCGUAUCCUUAUCCAAAAGUUAUAGUACAGAGGAGGAGAAAGAAGUAGACGUGGCCUUGUUGUGGUCCAUGAUGAAGCCAUUUCCUGGAGAGUCUACUAUUCAAGAACAGGCGUGUCUGGCCAUUGAGGGCUUGGCACUGGCAUCGGAAAAGUGCAAAGCAGCCUUGUUGAAGGUCGAUAAUGUCGAAUCGUUGUUGGCGGCAGCCAAAGAGAACAUUACCAACGAACGCAACAAAGCCUACCCGGGAAGGGCUGCAGAAGCUUUGGGCGUGUCUGUGCCACCAUAG